Molecule: messenger RNA, 5127 nt
Organism: Drosophila melanogaster (fruit fly)
Lineage: Eukaryota; Metazoa; Arthropoda; Insecta; Diptera; Drosophilidae
Exons: 8
Coding region: 739-3456 (905 amino acids)
Biological process (GO): potassium ion transmembrane transport
Cellular component (GO): membrane
Molecular function (GO): potassium channel activity
Source: RefSeq, marked reviewed
GCUUUUCCGUACGGCAUUCAGUCUCACGUUGAACUCUGCUGCUGUUUGUUGUCAGCCGGCUGGUGAAUUAACCCCCAGGACACAAACAGAAGCCAACCGAUUUGGCUGAGCCAACUGAGCCGCUCAGCCAGCCGAAGGACGAAGGACCACGACCACGACAAUUCGCGACGUGUUGUUUAAGACCAGAAACCCAGAAACCAGAGACCUCAGGUCCUUAAGGUGUCCUGUGAUCGCGUGACGAUAAUUGUUUGUGCAUCGUGUUUCGUACGAAAGAAAAAUAAAUUAACACUGGAAAAGUUCGCUGAUCUCUGUGCGCGAUUUUCCAUUAUUUUCAAUAAAUUGUUUUUUUUUUUUUUUUGUUUUUGUUUUGUUUUGCCGGCACCAGACCACGCACACACACACAGAGAGUGAUAAUGAUGGUGAUGAAAAUCGAAUCGAAUAACAAGUGAAUGCAACAAAUGCGCAUGAAAUGAAAAAUUUGUCCACACAAGUGUGAAAAACCGAAAAGUAAGAAUCAGAUAAAACUGAGAUAAUCAGCGAGCGAACGAGGCGAAGCCAGAAAACCCAAUCACCCAAAAUAAGCUGAGGGCCAAAGUGCUCCGAGAACGAACAUAUACCAUUCAACUUCGAACCGCAGAAAGUAACGAUUUCAGUCGACUCACUUUGGCUUGAUUGAUUGAUUGAUUGAUUGAUUGAACUGCGAGGCAAGGAGCGGGCAAAACAGCGACCAAAUGCAAGAUGAACCCGGAUCAACCGAUGUCAAUGCAAAACGGGGCGCCGCCUCCGCCCCCCUCGCAGCUGACCGCCCACACAAUCGCCGCGUCCACCGUCACCGCUGCCCCGCCCACCGGCUCCAUGGCCGCCCCCACAGCCCUGCACUACAACACCGGAAUGGGUGGGGGCAUUCCGCCCACUUCGUCCGCCGGCGGCACGGCCGGCAACUAUGUGUCCAUCGGCAUCCUGCCCAGCAUGUCGCCCGCCCAGCUGCCCCCGCUCCUCCUGCCCGCACCGCCACCAGCGACGACGACCUUCAAGACCACGCCCCUACUGCCCAUGCCCACGCUCGAGGACAUUGAGGUGGCCAACCAGACGGGCGGCCAGAGCGGUCAAGUGGUCGUAUCCUUGGCCCAAACUUCGAUGGCGCCGCCGGGCAUUUUGAAAUACCCCACAGCGGGUGGCUAUGUGAGCGACAUGAUGGCACCGCCGCCCAGCCUGCCGCUCUCCAUGUCGCUGCCCCAUCCGCCGCUGACCUCCAUUGCUGGCAGCACCGCCGGCAGCAACAACAGCAACAUCAGCGGCAGCAACAUGAGCAGCAACAGCAAUUGCGGCACGCUCAAAAGCAAUGCGAAACUCUUGCCGCUCCAAUUGAUGGCCACACCACCCAGCCGCAAGGAGCCGCUGACACCCGCACAUCCGCAGGCGGCCUCGAUUCAGGCCCAAGCGCAGGUGCAGCACCAGCUGCAGCAGCAACACCAGCAGCAGCAGCAACAGCAGCAGCAGCAACAUCAGCAGCAGCAGCAGCAGCAACAACAACGGCAGCGCAAGCGGCAGGGCUGGUGCUCCUGUUUCAGUUCGACGCCAGGAGGUGGCCAUGCCGGCGGUGGCGUUGGCGGUGGUGUUGCUGCUGGUGAGACCGGAAAGACGCCACCCGGAUACGGAAGCAAGGAGAAGAAGAAGAGCCGCAAGGCCACCUCACAAACGGUGUGGUCCGCCCUGCUGACAAACCUGGGCAUCUGCAUGCUGCUUCUCGCCUACACACUUCUGGGCUCCUUCAUCUUUCUGACCAUCGAGAACGAGGACUCGGCUUUGCUGCAUCAGCAGCACACUCUGGCCAGCACCAAGCGCAAUUUGGCUGGACUCGGGAUUGGUGCAGCGGGUAUCGGGAGUAGUAUCUAUCAGCAACAGCAACAGCAGCAGCAGCAAAGGACACCACAUCAGCAGCAGCAGCAGCAUCAGGCGGUACAGGGACGUCAUGCCGACAAUGACACGAUGGCCGCUGCAGCCGCAGCUGUCGCCGCGCAGGGAACGUUGGCCGGAAGCGCCAGUGCCGGCGGGCUCAAUCCAUUUGGCCAGCCCGCAUCCAGUGGCGAGUUUGUUUACGGCCUGGAUGGCAUGGAUGCCACCGAUUUGGAGGCGGGCGGAAUGCCCCAGUUUGCCCUCUCGCCGGACACAUACGAUGUGCGACAGCGGACCAUUGAGAAUAUAUGGGACAUUACCGUCUCGCUCAACAUUCUGUACAAGGAGAACUGGACAAAAUUAGCCGCACUUGAAAUAGCCAAGUUUCAAGACCAAUUAAUCAAGAGACUGAACGAGGAUGUUAUGCUGCAAUUAUCGCACGACGAUGUGGCCAACGCCCCCUCCUCCUCCUCCUCCUCCUCAUCCUCGUCGUCAUCGUCGUCGUCCUCGACGGGCGCCUCUGGUGUUCCGGGUAGCAACAAUCCGGCCACGGAAGCCGUGCUCCUUCACACACACUAUCACCAUCAUCGUGCCGGAGGCGUUGGGGGCGUGGCAGUGGGCGGUGGACCGCCGCAUGAGUGGAAUUUUGCCAAAGCGUUUUUGUAUUCGCUGACCGUUUUGACCACAAUUGGCUAUGGAAACGUUGCGCCGCGAACGACGCUCGGAAGGAUCGUCACCCUGGCGUAUGCCUUCUUUGGCAUCCCAUUGACCUUGGUCUACCUGAGCAGUACGGGCAGCAUUUUGGCCAGAGUGGCACGCGAGGUCUUCUCGAAGGCCCUGUGCUGUUGUCUCUGCUCAAAUUGUGGCUAUUGCUGCUACGACGAGAAGCGGAUGGCUGAGAAGGAGCGACGGAUGCGGCGCAAGAGGCAGCAGGAGGAGCUACGCAAACAGCAGGCCGUCAUGCAGGAGCCGUAUUACGUGAGGGAUGUCUUUCAUGCCACGCCCGAAAAGGAUGCAGGAGCUGGAGCACCGCCACCGAAUGCCGGCGGUCCGGUUGGAUCGGUUGGUGGUUUGGGUGACAUCGAUUCGCUCAGUGCCAGCGAAUCAAGGGGCUCCAUGCACGGCCUGAGUAUUUUGGCGCCCAUCCUGCUCUGCUUCUCCAUGAUGAUCAUCUACAUCGUUUUCGGUGCUGCCGUCUUAUAUCGCCUGGAAAAAUGGCCCAUUCUGGAUGGCAUAUACUUUUGCUUUAUGAGCCUGUCCACCAUUGGUUUUGGCGAUAUGCUGCCGGGACUGCGACGGGAAUCGAAUGCCACCACCUGGUUUUGUUCGGUUUACAUAAUGUCGGGCAUGACGCUAACGGCCAUGUGUUUCAAUGUCAUACACGAGGAGAUUGUCCAUCGCAUUCGCAUUGUGGUGGAGUUUAAGAAGACGAGUGCCGCUAACUCGGGCGGCGGUUUGAUCGGCGGCGGCAGUGUGUCGGGUGGUGCAGGUGGUGCUGGUGGAUCGAUGAUGGACGUGGCGCACGAGGAGGGUGGCCAGUAUUAUGUGCCGGCGUCUUGACACUACGAGAAGCGAGGUCAUCUCUACCAGCGCAACCCCACCGAAGAGACCCUGGUGACAGACACACCCACAUCGCUGGUGCUGAAGGACUACGUAAACCACGAGCUGGUGCCCAUCCUAACAAUGGACCCCAAUGGCGCCCGCCUGGCACCCACCCCCGCCCCCGCCUACACGCCCGCCAACACAUCGACGGGAAUGCCCGGUUCGGGCGAAGUGACCACUCCCGGCAACAGCUGCAUUGCCCACGGCAGCGACCCGGGACUGGGCUACUCCUCGCUGAGCAGUCCGCUCCUCGAUGUCAUGAACACGCCAACGGGAGCGAAUGCCUCUGGGGUCUAUACACUCGCCGAGGAAACGGAACUCGAGCUGCAGGAGACGCAGGUGGACAGGGAGCGCAUCUAAAAAUGCCAACGACGAAAGUAUUUAAUCGACGGAUCAGUAUUAGUUAGCGGUUAGCCUUAGACAUAGUCCUAAAACCCUAGAUCGAAUCGGUAUAGUCUGUAAAGUGUAAUGACUAUUUUUUUUUGUUUUUUUUUCCCUGCCACCCCAAAAGAAAAUUGUGCGGGUGUAUAUGCCAUAAGAAGAGUAAUAAGUGUGCGUGUGUGUGUAUGUAAGGGGGAGUCUUUUCCCCCACAAUAAAAAAAAACCAAAUAUGUCCCGUUGGACCAGCAAAAAGAUCGUAGCAUAUAAGGCAAACUAUCACUGUACAUACUAUAAUAUUGUAGCCGAGGCGAAGAUACAUUUCCAUAGCACCUAAGCAGAUCGACCGAUUGUAAACAGAUGCCCCAAAAGGAGGAAACUAGUCAAUGUAGUAAGAGUUGCGAAACGGAUUUAAGUAAAGAAUACCAAAUAGAAAAGCGGAAGGAUCGUAUGUAUUAAAUUAAACUCUAGGGAUUUGGAAAGCUUUCAAUAUGGGCUUUAUUACUAUGCUGUGAUAAAUUGAACAUUUAUUAUUGCAUACUCCUGAGUCCUUUUCCAGUUAUUUGAAAUCCCUAGAGGUAUUCGUAAGUGAUAUUGCCAAUUUACAUUUACCUAAUGUAUUCACUUAAGUUGUUCGCCAAUUUUAAAAUUUGUACACAAACUUCUGGGUGGAUCAUCGCCAAGAGUUAAUGUUUUAAUAGUUCAUACAACUGCAUUUCAAUUUAAAGAAAUAUGCUAUAAUUCGCAACUGAUUCUUUACUUCACUUUUCGAUCCAUUCGAAAUUACAUUUUCUAAAUAGAGAAAUUCCCCUUUUUAUGUGUGCAAGCAGGGAGCUCCAGAACGCAACUACAUAAUCCGCAUUACCCAUACCUAAUCAAGACACAUUUUAUACGUAAAUCAAGCUUAGAACAAUUACAAAAUAUGUACUUAAUACGAAAUAAAUAUGCUACACAUAAAACUAUAUAUAUUUAAAUAUAUAUAUGAAACUACAUCUAGGUAAUUGUUUUUUUUUUUUGUAAUUGUAAUAAGCAUAAAAUGGAUGAGUGGAGAAUUAAACUAUGCAUACAUAUUAUCAAUGAAUUCGAAUUCAUAAAUUUAAAUAAAUGUUUAAACUACAAGAGAAAACUACGAAAAAAAGAACAAACCAAACUUGCGUAACUUUGUAAAUGUUGAAAUAUACCCGAUUGUAUAUUUAUGACAAGUGCAGCAGUAAAAUAAAAUCAAUAAAAACUUAAAUGAGUAAAGACGUU